Molecule: messenger RNA, 2187 nt
Organism: Phalaenopsis equestris
Lineage: Eukaryota; Viridiplantae; Streptophyta; Magnoliopsida; Asparagales; Orchidaceae
Product: monocopper oxidase-like protein SKU5
Exons: 10
Coding region: 1-2187 (728 amino acids)
Molecular function (GO): oxidoreductase activity; copper ion binding
Source: RefSeq, a predicted model, not a curated record
AUGGCAUCGCGUCAACAGCGACUGGCGUUAGUAUUGUUGUCUGCGUUCCUGCUAGUCGGAAUUUGCUCUGCUGCCGACCCUGUUCGGCAGUUCAAUUGGGAAGUCUCUUAUAUCACGUUGUCUCCUCUCGGUGUUCCCCAACAGGUGAUAGCUAUCAACGGUCAGUUCCCCGGACCGUUACUGGAGGUAACGACUAACUGGAAUGCAGUUGUCAAUGUCACAAAUAAUCUGGAUGAGGAUUUACUCUUCACUUGGAAUGGGAUCCAAUUGAGAAGAAACUCAUGGCAAGAUGGAGUUUUGGGAACCAACUGCCCAAUUCCAAAGGGUCAGAACUGGACUUACGACUUCCAGGUUAAGGAUCAAAUUGGGAGUUUCUUCUACUUCCCAUCUCUGAAUCUGCAGAGAGCUGCUGGAGGCUAUGGAGGUAUUAUCGUUGACAACAGGAGCGUCGUCCCUCUGCCAUUCCCGUUGCCAGAUGGCGGUGACAUUACAGUUUUUAUUGGGGACUGGUUCAAUAAGAAUCACAGGGAUUUGAAGGGCGCGCUUGAUCAGGGAAAAGAGCUUGGAACUCCUGAUGGCGUGCUGAUUAAUGGAAGAGGACCUUAUAGAUACAACAACACAAUUGUUCCUCUUGGGAUUGAGUAUGAAACCAUUAAUGUUGAGCCUGGCAAAACAUAUCGGUUCCGCGUACACAAUGUGGGAACUUUUACGAGCCUAAACUUCAGAAUCCAGUCCCAUAGCCUUCUUCUAGUGGAAACAGAGGGCUCCUACACAGUGCAACAGAACUACACAGACUUCGACAUUCAUGUAGGCCAGUCCUAUUCUUUCCUCAUCUCAAUGGAUCAAGACCCAAGCAACGAUUACUACAUUGUUGCCAGCUCUCGCUUCAUGAAUGGAUCUCUUUGGAGCAGAGUCACAGGCGUCGCUGUUCUGCAUUAUUCCUCCUCAAAAAAUAAACCCAACGGUUCUCUUCCUGACCCUCCCAAUGAUCUUUUCUUCAAAGAGUACUCUAUGAAUCAAGCAAGAUCUGUCAGGUGGAAUUUAUCUGCAAGUGCAGCGAGGCCUAAUCCUCAAGGCUCAUUCAAGAUUGACACUAUCAAUAUCAGUGAAACUUAUGUGCUGAGAAAUGAAGCACCGAUUUUUAUCAAUGGAAAACUCCGAGCUGCAAUCAAUGGCAUCUCUUACAGCUCUCCUGAUACACCUUUAAGGCUUGCAGACUACUACACAAAUGUUACAGGCGUUUACAAGCUAGAUUUCCCUGUGAUGCCUCGCCCAGGGGCGCCAAGAAUAGCAGCGUCAGUGAUCAAUUCCACAUACAGAGAUUUUGUUGAGGUUGUGUUUCAGAAUAAUGAUGAUAAACUUCAGACUUAUCACAUGGAUGGAUACUCAUUUUUUGUUGUCGGGUUUGCCUAUGGAGAAUGGAGUAACGCUAGUAGAAAUUCUUAUAACAAAUGGGAUGCGGUUGCGCGCAGCACAAUACAGGUGUACCCAGGAGCAUGGACUGCGGUCCUUGUAAUGUUAGACAAUGUUGGAAUUUGGAACCUUCGUGCAGGUUCAUUAGACAGGUGGUACCUUGGUCAGGAAACCUAUUUAAGGAUAGUAAAUCCUGAGCCUAAUAACAGAACUGAGCUACCUAUUCCCAGCAAUGUUCUUUACUGUGGCAAAGCUUACUGGCCGAAGAAUGGAACUGAUCAUGUCUCAGGAAGUUCACUUCUGCCUUCUCAUCUCUGUUCAGUGGUGGCAAUGCUUUCUGUUCUGCUGAGUUGCCAAAGAUUUUCGAACCCAAGCCGCUUCGUCGCGCCAUCACUGCUCGGGUCCAUUUCUUCGCGCCUGAAUGUUUUCGUCUGCCCCUCCUCGUCAGCAAAGGGAGUCGCCACCGGCGUCCUUAUCGCCGAAGCCCCACCCGAGCUCCCCUGUAGGCAACCAUCUCCUUUUCUCUCGGCCAGCUACGAGCACAACCCUCCUUUUCUCGCCGGCUCUUCCGGCCUCCUUACACGUCGGCAUGGAGUUCUCACCGACCCCGGCUCCUUCCUAUGCAUAGCUCCGAACGUCGCACCUCCUUUUGGACUUCAUGACCGCAACACCUUUCCUCAGCUCUCCUUCCCGCCGACAAAGUCUUCUCCAACUUGCAGACCUCCCGUCGGCAUCCUACAGUCGACGUCCACUCCCCGCUCACGCAGAAAGUAG